AUGUCACAGGACUUUCGUACGUCGUCCAUCGGUCGGCGCCUCAAGAACAGCAGCAAGGACUCUAGCCGCCGCAUUCAAACCAAGUCAAAGUCCAACAUUGUCCUCGUCGAGCACGAUGAAGCCCGCAGCUUUGCCCUCCGAACCGCCUACCUUCAUUAUCUCCUCCAGCCGAAAGCGAAGCGCAAGCAAUAUGUUGCCCCCCCAAAGCCCCCCGCCCGCACGCACACGAGCGUUGGCCAGCUCGUACAGGAAUACGUGUCUGGCAGCGCCUACGGCCUCAAGCUUCCCAGCAACUUCCCCAACAUUCUUCUGGAUCGCGUUGGCGGCGUCUUGAAAGGUUCCGAGCGCUUGCCCGGCUUCAACGAUGCUGCCGUCAAGCGCUGUUUCGCAGAGGCCUAUACUGCCUUUUCUGAAAAGAACUUUCGCAGAACCAUUGAAAAGGAACGCAAAUUUGAACCCUUGGUCCUCAUAUUCUACUCGUCCGCCACCAAGGCUGCCCAAAGAGGUCGCGCCCCAGACGAUGAUUCCUGGAAGCUUUUGCCAGAUCGUCAUCUGGCGUUGUUUGUCCGCCUCGCUGCCACCAUACUCCGAGACCAGGGCCACGAACGCGACAAGUCCGAAUUGCUCUCCAGACUGACCACACUGGAAAAUAAGCUCCUCACAAAUGACCAAGAUCUCGUCAGCUCUGGCUCAGAUUCUGCAGGUACCACCAUUGAAGUUGUUGUCCCUCUGAGCUAUGACGUCAAGGACAUGCCAAUGGUUCAAAUUGUCGCUGCCAUAUUUGGACUCAGCCUCUCAGAGGUACAAGCCGAAAUCAACGAGAAGCGUAGUAUUUGGAACGAGGAAGCAGCUCUCAAAGAUCUCAAGACGUACCAGCAACGUCUGAACUCCAACGGUUCUGGUGCUCUCCGCAGCAAUGACUUUGACGUCGAGGAAUCAUUCACCGAGUGGCAGAAAUCCGAAGCGCACUUUCUUUCCCAGAUGAUGCUCGAGAUCUUGACAGCCAAGCCCGAACUAGCGAAAUCAUCCCCCUCUGCCGAUAAGCCCCUGACCAGUCGUCCACAAUCAAUGUACGUCGAAGAUCAAGCCUAUGCGGAUCUCAGCCGUGCCAUCUCUUCGGUAGACACACCUUUGGGAUUCGAUCCCUUGGCUUCUAUAUCUAGCAUCUCUAGCGAUGCAAACAGUAUCCGGACUGUCGACCAAGGCGACUUGUACACCUUUAUUCCAUCCGAUCCGCGCGCCUUUUAUAAGUAUAUUCUUCAGCAUGCCAUGGCCUUUGACCAACUGCGUGCCCCCUCUGACGUCGACUAUCAACCGCUCUCGAAGCAAACCAUGGACUUUAUGACGGAGCUUUGCGUACGGUGGCGAUUACCGCAGGCUUCGCGACUGAUUGUUUUGCUCGAGGUCGCGGCGCGCAAGUUUCUAGAUCAGGAGCUUGUCCCCAAAGAGCUUGAUAUCAUUCUGGAUUUCGUCAAAGAUCCCCAGCCAGAACCCAAGAAGGCGCCUUAUAUCCAAAAUUACUCACUGCCUUUGACCAAGAUACCGUCUAGCAAAUGGACGAUCCACGAUUUUGCCGUUUAUCAAAGCACUUUUCAUUCCAUUCAUGACGCCACCUUGCGAGAACUUUACCGCAUAAUGGCGCAGUGCUACGACAGCACACCUCCUAAUAUUGGCGCUGUAAUGUUCAUACUUGAGAAUCACCUCUAUCAGGACGAGAUCUUCACACCGAGACCAGAAGCAAUUGCCGAGUUCACAGAAUCUCUUACCACUGCUUUGCGAAACAAAGCAGUCGACGUAUACCGCGAAAGCAUGCGCAAAGAGAUUCCAGUCGUUAAGGAGCAGUGGGAGUUUGCUCAUGUCGUGAAGCUUGGCAAGACCAUCACAAAGCUUUGUGAUCGCAUCAGAAAGCGUUACAAGAACAAUCUAACCAUUAUGGGCGUGGAUCCUUUUGCAAUCUUAGUAGAAGAAGUUUUUCCCAAUUGUGAGUGCGAUGCUGGGGCGAUUCUUGAAACAAUUCUUGGGCAAGCACAAGCCAGUGGUGAAGACAUCGAUAUCGAAGAUGGCUUUGAGCUUUACAAGGAGCUGGUUGCUAUACGAGACAUUCACCAAAAACAUCUCCCCCACAAACCUUUCGCUUUCAACGUUGAAAAUUUGCUUGUCGACUUCGUCUGGCGAUGGGUUCGCUCUGCUGAAGCGAAGAUGACCAACUAUGUCGACGAGGCAAUCAAACAAGAUCAGUUCCAGGUCCGCAUACAACAUGGUGAUCACAGCCCUCGCGACUCAGAGAGACAUAGCGUGUCUGUUAUUGACAUAUUCAUGCUGUUCAAUCAGACAGUGGACCAGGUCUUCCAGUUGAAAUGGGACAAUGACGAACACAACGCUCGGUUUAUGACAGCCCUUGCACGCAGCUUCUCGGCAGGCCUCGGCCGUUACUGCGAGGUUCUUGAGCUGCAGUUCUCCAAAGAAAUGGAUCGCCCGUCAGCCGAGGAGCUUGCAAUGCAGACCAAGUCAACUCAAGAAAAAUGGAUGCAGUACGCCAAAGAUGCCUGGAAUAACAAAGAAAAGGCAGAGCCAUUUCAGUUCUUUGCCGAGUCCUUUGUCAAGCUUAACAAUAUCGAGUUUGCAAUGCAAGAACUUGACAAGUUGGAAAAGAGCAUGCACUCGGAUGCUUGCGCUGAAUUGCUGGAAAAGAUUGAUGGCCCUAGAAAGCAGACACGAAAGCCAAGCAAGUACACAUUCACCAUUAAGGUUGUUGAAGCAGAAGACCUCAAGGCUUGCGAUCCCAGCGGCUACAGCGACCCUUAUGUCGUCUUUGGAGACGAGGUCAACAAGCGUCUGUAUAAAACCCGUAUCAUCUACAAGAACCUUAACCCGCGAUGGGACGAGUCUUUUGAGUUUACUGUGCAAGGUCCGGUGAAUUUGAUCGCAACUGUCUGGGAUUACGACACGUUUGGAAACCACGAUUGUGCUGGCCGAACCUCGUUGAAGAUCGACCCUGUUCAUUUUGGUGAUUAUCUUCCUCGAGAAUUCUGGCUCGACUUGGACACCCAAGGUCGAGUGCUUAUUCGAAUAAGCAUGGAAGGCGAGCGCGACGAUAUUCAGUUUCAUUUUGGCAAGGCUUUCCGUCACCUUAAAAGAGCAGAGCGAGACAUGGUGCGCAAGAUUACCGACAAGGUAUGUGGUACCAGGACCUCUGCAAAUGACCGGUCAUUAAUCGAAGAACAGCUUACAAGUCAAAUCAACUCGACGCUGUCCGUCGAAACCCUACGGGGCAUCCUAGGAUUGAAUGGCCUUAGUUCGCAGGUGACCAAUUUGUGGAAGAAACGUACAUCUACUCUUCCAGUAGUGACGCCGGCACACAUUGAGAAUGCCCUGAAGCCGCUAUUUGAUUAUUUUAACGAUAACUUUACCAUCAUGAAGCAGACGCUAACUGAUGCAACAAUGAUUGCCGUUAUGACACGACUGUGGAAAGAAGUCCUCUUGACGAUUGAAAACCUGCUUGUCCCACCCGUCUCCGACAAGCCAUCAACACAGAAAGCUCUCAGCCGAAAAGAAUUGGACAUUGUUUACCAAUGGCUCGAGCUCUUGUUUGUCUUCUUCAAUGCCAAGGAACAGGACUCUGGCGAGCAGCUUGGCGUUCCCGCCGAGGUUCUCAAGUCGCCUAAGUGGCACGAGCUGGCGUCGCUCAACUUCUUUUACUUUGAAGACACGAACAGCCUCAUCCGGGAGUCGGAGCGUAUGGCCUCUGCCACGGCGCAGCGUGCGCAGCAGGCGCUCCUGAGCAACCAGCAGGCGAUGCGACACUCAGCGCCGCCAGGCUUUGGGGCCGCGCUUGGCGGCGCAGGCGCCUUUGCAAGCAUGGGCACGAUUCGUCGCGGCAAAAGUAUCAUGAUGAGCCGCAAUCUGGGCACUAUGCGCCAGGCCAAGGAGGCAAAGCGCCGCGAGACGCAAGCCGACCCCAGCGACGACAUGAUUCUGCGCAUUCUGCGCAUGCGUCCUGAGGCCGCGCAUUACCUCAAGGAGCGCCACAGGCAAAAGGAGCGCCAGGCUGCGACGGCGGCGGCGGCCUUGAUUGUCAAGAACUCGGUCACGCAGGGCUGGAACACGGGACUGAGGGCGGGCGCAUCUUUUGGAAGAAUGAAUUUGCCUAGGCGAUGA
Beauveria bassiana ARSEF 2860 is the source of this 4158-nucleotide messenger RNA. RefSeq names its product C2 domain containing protein. The record is from RefSeq and is a predicted model, not a curated record. NCBI's taxonomy places the organism in Eukaryota, Fungi, Ascomycota, Sordariomycetes, Hypocreales, Cordycipitaceae. The transcript has a single exon. Bases 1 to 4158 code for a protein of 1385 amino acids.